AUGGGCGCCCUUCCGCGGAGCCACCGCGCGGUGUCGGGCCCCUCAGCCCCUGCCCUGCGGCGUCCCGGCAGGCGGCUGCCUGGGGCUCGCAGCUCCUCCGCGUGUCCAUGUGACUGCGGCGGCUGCCCUUGUGCCGAGGGCUCCCUUCCAGGAAAACCUCAGCUUGUCAAAGCAACGAGUGGCCGGGCCGCGGCUGCGGCCUCGCCCUCAGGCCCCCGCAUAAGCUGCUCAGGCGCCGGCAGUGCCCCCGUAUGCUCAGUGGAGAAGACUCGAGUGCUGGUUUUGUGUGCAGAGCAGCUGAUCCAGCUUUACUCUUUCACCUGGGGACCCCGGUGGCCAGGACACGCUGCCGACAACCGUCGCCACAGGAGGACGAGAGCCCCGGGGGCCUGGACGCUCGCCGUCGGCACCUGGGCUGGCGCAAUCCAGGGAGCAGAGCGGAGUCUCCUGAGCGCCCACGAGGCGUGGCGGCGGGGGGGCCCCUCCUGCAGUCGGGGCGUGCUGCCGCUGCUGUGUGGCGACCGCCGAGGGACAGGGAGUCCCGAGGCGGCGGAGACCCUCGCCGCCCGCGCUCUGGGCCCCAGGCGGCUGCCCGGCUUCUCGGCCGUCGCUUUGCCCAGCCGCGUGCUCAGCGUCUCCCUGCUCGUCCCAGCGGAGCCUGGAAACGGGUUCGGGAUGGGGCUUGGGGACCCCGGCCCCCCGGUGGCGGAGGCCUGCCCACCCGCAGCCCAGCUCUACCUGGACGAGAGCAAGCAGAUCUACAAGGAGCUGGGCUUCAAGAGGUACAGCGGCCUGAGCAUCCUGCCGGCCGCCCUGGGGAAGCCCGUGCGAGAUGUAGCUGCCAAGGCCAAGGCUGUGGGCAUCCAGGGAAACCUGUCUGGGGACCUGCUGCAGAGUGGAGGGCUGCUGGUGGUCACCAAAGGUGGUGACAAGGUGCUGCUGCACUUCGUCCAGAAGUCCCCAGGAGACUACGUGCCCCAGGAGAGUGUCCUGCAGGCUCUGGGCAUCUCUGCGGAGGUCCACACCAGCGCGCUGCCCCGGUGUGACGAGGAGUCCUGCGCCAGGUGAAGGUCGAAGCCCGGCGGCGCCGCUGCCCGACACAAGGAAACCCGGUCUCUGGGCCGGGCGCCAAGCUCCGCGGCCUGCAGCAGCACUGACCAUUAAACUUUGGUCCCAGCCA
Condylura cristata (star-nosed mole) is the source of this 1180-nucleotide messenger RNA. RefSeq names its product family with sequence similarity 213, member B (gene PRXL2B). NCBI's taxonomy places the organism in Eukaryota, Metazoa, Chordata, Mammalia, Eulipotyphla, Talpidae. The transcript has 7 exons. The coding region runs from base 1 to 1068 and encodes 355 amino acids. The record is from RefSeq and is a predicted model, not a curated record.